AUGAGACUGAUCGUGUUUCAAGGUCGUUCGCUGCUUUCUCGUCGGUGUUCCCCUAGGUCUAGAUCAUUUGGGCCGAGGUCUCGUGGAAGAAGCCAUGGGCGCCACGGUUUUGAACCCCCUAGGUUGAGUCGACGGCGGGACCAUGAUGAUUCGGAGUCUGAAUCCUGUCAUGGUGGAUCUCCAAAAGCCGAGAGAAAGAAUAGGUUUAAAGAUUUGACUCCAUCCGGCAUACUGGCUGCGGCAGGCAAAAAGGCCUGUGACUUGUAUAGAUCUUUGUCGCGCGGCCGGUGUGACGAUGAAAGAAGCAAAUCCCGCUCUUCUCACAGACGCAGAACCAAAAGCGUCUCUGGUUACUGCCCUGGAGAGUUCUAUAGCUCUUCGGAAGAGUAUGAGUACUGCUCUGAUGGAUACCGUCCACGAAGAUCAUGCUCCGUGCCUUGUCAUGACUACAACAGUGAUGGAUCAGAUCAGUCUUCCAGCUCUUCUUCAGACACAAGCUCACCUUCCGGCUCCAGUACCGACGAGGCGCACACUCGUCGCAAGAUACUCGGGAAAGGGUUAUUCGCUGCCGGCCUCGCCACCGUGGCCACGAUUCAUGCCGGUCACGAGCUCUACGAGAGCCGAGAAAAGCGUAAAGAGCGGCUGUUAAAAUUGAGCCAAGGCAAGAUCAGUCCCGCGGAGGCACGCAAGCAGCGGCUGGUGGGAAAUCUGAAAGAUGUGGCCACACUCUCAGUUGCGGCGUAUGGGAUCAAGAAGUCCAUUGACGGGUGGAAAGAAGCUGUGAAACAUCAUUCAGAAUACACGGCAUACAACAAAAAAUGCAGGGAAAGGGCAAGAAAACGAGCCCAGAAACGAGCUUCAUCCAUUGAUUCGAUGUGA
Messenger RNA from Coccidioides posadasii C735 delta SOWgp, 879 nucleotides. RefSeq lists its product as uncharacterized. The record is from RefSeq and is a predicted model, not a curated record. Lineage: Eukaryota; Fungi; Ascomycota; Eurotiomycetes; Onygenales; Onygenaceae.